Messenger RNA from Arachis stenosperma, 3805 nucleotides. RefSeq lists its product as uncharacterized. NCBI's taxonomy places the organism in Eukaryota, Viridiplantae, Streptophyta, Magnoliopsida, Fabales, Fabaceae. Bases 249 to 3479 code for a protein of 1076 amino acids. The transcript is spliced from 8 exons. The record is from RefSeq and is a predicted model, not a curated record.
UGAAAAAUGUGAAUUGCAGUCAAAAUCAAUUCUUUUUCGGAUUUUUCAAUUUUUCUUGCGGUGCGUCUCUUCACUUCAUUGGAGAGUAUACCCUUUUGGCCACUGAGCUGCGUGACUGUGUUGGAGUUAGUGCACUGAAAGCAGAGGACACAACGGGUGACUGGUUGAUAAAGAAGAGAGUCGUUGAGGCUUGGAAGAACAAGAACAACAAAGCUACCAAACUCUUCAUACCCUUUGCAAAAUCUCUCAUGGCAAGGAAGAUGCAUUGCAACCUUCAAGAGAUAGAAAAGGAUAGUCCAAAAGUUUCAGAAGUGAGAAAGGAUUCUACAUCAACAUUACCUCAACAACAAAAUAAAACCUCUUCUUUUGAGGAUUGUGGAGAUUCUUCUGUUUCAAGCAUUAGCACUGAUAGUGGGUGUGCUGUCCUUACAUUCCUUAAUUUCGAGCCGGAUGGAAACUGGAGAAUUGUUGCCAUACCAGUACGCUGCCUCAGUCAUAUUAACUUAGCUUCCGGUCUACAUAUGGAUGGUCUGCAACUUCUUUUACCUCCUCCGCCUAUUGAUAGGUUGAAGAUUGACCAGUGUAAGGGUCCAAGAAGUCCUCUUCCUCACUAUGCUUAUUCAGUCAAAUCAUUCACAAGAAGAAACGAUAAUGGUUCGAAUGUGCGUCGUCGAUGUCAAAAUAAGAUUGCUAAGAAAGCUGCUCAACUGAAUGAACUGAAUGAUGUUUUGGGUAAUUCUCAUUCCCAAAGUUCAUUGGUGUGCAGCUCUGGCUUGUUUCCAGAUAAUUCGGCUGCAGUUAAUUCAUCUGAUAAGUUGAUGAGUACCACCAAGGAAGACAAGUCUCUGAAGAAAAACUCAAGAAAAAGGUUGAGAAAGAAAAUUAGACAGAGCAAGAAGAAAUCAAGUGAUAGUGGCUCUGCCGAACAAGAAGUUCCUAGUUUGGCUUCUGAAACUUGCAGUAGCAAUGACAUGGAUAAGGAGGCUGCACUUAUGACAUAUACAGCGGAACUAGAAAUAUCAUCUUCUGAUGAUAGAUUAGUAAAAGAUGAUUGCGAAAGGAGUGAAAUGAAUGGCAGCACGGGAGUUCCUGAAAGCUACAAGACUUUUAUUGAUGAUAUAGUAGACUCUUUGGUGUUGGAUUCAGUUUCAGUUGGUUCACACAGUGAUGCAAGUACAAAAGAUGGUGAAACAGGAAUACAAUCUAGUAAAGGAGGCUGCGGAGUUGCUUCAAAUUCAGGAGAUGGGUAUUUUCCUGGCCAAAAUGUAACGAAUGGGGUUCGGGACAACUGUGAACGUAAUGAGGGAAUUAGGAAUGGUGGUCAAAAUUUUGCGCCUAAUGAUAAGAGAGCAAAGCAAAAGAGAACAGUGUCAAAGAGUUCUAGUUUUAACAAAUUUGGGAAUGUUGGAGUCUCGCAUGGUCGACCAGGGAAGGAAAACAGUCAUUCCAUCUGGCAAAAGGUUCAGAAGAAAGGUUCCGAAGAAUGCAGUGGUGAUUCGAAGAAAGUGAACACAACUUUGUCACAAUCUGACUCCACUGUGAAAAAGGAUCCGCCAAUUGUCCAAAAACCCAGUUCUAGUAGUGUAAAUGUUACGUUGAGAACGGAUGAUAAAAAUCCUGUAAAAAAUAAAGUUGAUAGGAAAACAAAAGUGAAAAUGGACUCCACUUCAAGGAAAGGUCUCGGUAGUUAUUCUAGGAAGGGUUCCCAUUUUGACCGGUCCACAUUAAAUGAUGAUGCAACGGUGUGUUCUCAACAGAAUGAUAUGUCACAUGUCUCUUAUCAGGAAAAUAAUCAACAAGGGUUAACUAGUGUUUCCGGAUUGAGUUCUGAUACUAAUUGCGUGACGGAUGGGUUCCAGACCAACAGAGUUGAACAGAUAACAUCUGAACUAGUUCACAGUUCAGAAUCAGAGUCUCCCAAAAAGGCCUGCAAUGAUAUUGCAAGCAUGAAUACGGAAAAUAUAGACAUUCAAGAUAGCUCAUUAGCAACGCCUUGUGAGGACUCGGACCAAUUGAACAUGUCUAAUGAGCAAUCAUCCAUAUCUUGUAAUCCUUUAGGUGAUGAGGCUGAUCAACGAGAAAAAGAAGUUUCCCAUGCAGACUACAAUGCACAAAGCCACAGUUCUGGAACCAGUGGCCUUUGGAAAUGGAUACCAAUUGGGAAAAAGGAUACGGGGUUGACAAAACCCGAGAGUAGUAGUUCUUCACCGGAACAUUCUGAUGCACCGCAUAGCAAAAAUAUUAACUUAGUUAGCAAUGUUGAACCACAGGUAGCUUCUACUUCGCAAAAUCAGGAUUCAUCACUAAAUGCAAGUCGAACAGGCACAGGUCAGGUUUAUAGUAAUUUUGGUGGUCUAGUUGAGGGUGAGAAUCAGGCAUUAGGUAAUCAGGUUGCAUGUACAGUGAUAGAGAACAGUGUCAAUCAUGAUGCAGCUAAUCAGAUGGUUUACGAAUGUGAGAAUCAAGAGAUAUUAGACAACGAUUCCUACAGAAUAGCCCAAGCUGUGAACGAUGCGUGUGGGGCACAACUGGCUUGUGAAGCUUUACACAUGGCCACAGGUGAUCCAAUUGCGGAGAUCGAAAGAUUACUUCACUUUUGUAGUCCUGUUAUAUGUCAAUCUUCCAAUUCACCUGGUUGUUUCACGUGCGCUCAGAACUCUGUGGGUUGUGUCUCGCUCUGUAGACAUGAUAUACCCGACGUAUCUUUGGGAUGCCUGUGGCAGUGGUUUGAGAAACAUGGGAGCUAUGGUUUGGAGAUAAGGGCUCAGGAUUAUGAAAAUUCAAAAAAACUUGUUGGUAUUGGUAAUUCUAUGUUUCGUGCGUAUUUUGUCCCUUCUUUGUCAGCAGUUCAGCUGUUUAAAAACCAUGAGAAUCAACUAGCAAAUGGUGAUGACGAAUUUCCAUUUAUCACCUCGACAUGCUAUAGUGAUUUGGAGCUUCUGUAUGAAUAUUUUGAAUUGGAACAACCUCAACAAAGGCGGCCUCUAUAUGACAAGAUACAGGAGUUGGUUGGAGGAGAUACACCAAUGUUAGCUCAAACUUACGGGGACCCAUCCAAACUGGAAUCAAUCAACCUGCGAGAUCUUCAUCCUAGAUCUUGGUACUCUGUUGCAUGGUAUCCUAUUUACCGUAUACCGGAUGGCAACUUCCGAGCAGCUUUCUUGACCUAUCAUUCACUUGGACAUUUGGUUCGUAGAAGUAGAAACCCUGAUUCACCAACUGUAGGUUCUUGCGUAGUAUCUCCAGCUGUCGGUCUCCAAAGCUACAAUGCCCAGGGUGAAUGCUGGUUCCAGCUGAGGCAAUCUGCACUGGCAGCAGAGAUGCUGGGCUUAAACCCUUCUAUCCUUCUCAAAGAACGGCUGCGGACGCUCGAGGAAACGGCUUCUCUCAUGGCGAAAGCUGUUGUCAACAAGGGCAACAAAAUCUGCGCAAAUAGACAUCCUGAUUACGAGUUUUUUCUCUCUAGGCGACGAUACUGAGAUCUAUAAAAUUUUCAGAAAUUCCUCAAUAAGUAAUUAUGAGUAGGCCGAGGCCAAUUUAGUCGAAAAAAUAAUCUUGGCUAUGUCUGGAUAGGAGAUAAAUGACAAAUAGGAUCCAAGUGUGUGUGAUAAAUGGAACUGCAUAUUGUUUUAGGUCCUCUGUUUGAACUUAAAUUUGUUUGUACAUACAUAGCUUUCUGCAGUACCAUUUUAUUUUGGUUCUUUUAUUAUCACUUUGAAUUUUAGCUUAUUUUCAUUCUAUGUAUUCUGUAGAAAUAAAUAUAUAAAGUAUAUGUUGUAGUGCUGAUUUUCAGAUUAGCAAUUAU